GAAAUUUACCCUGACACCGACCUGCAAGCGUUUAUCGACACCAGAUUAAAAUGAGUGAAGAAACUAAAAAUUUAGGUCCUGAGGUCCCUGUUGACGAAGAUCAAAGUAAUAAAGACAAAAUACUAUGUGAAAGAUGUUCCUCAGUAAUUUUACUUCCAACUAAAGCCAAGUACAUUAAAAGAGAGUUCUACUUGCCGAAUAUGAAGAAAAAAACAGAGACUUCAAGUCCGGAGGAUGGUGAGACUGUUGAAGACUUCUGGGUCGUAGAUGACAUGUUCACAUUUGAAAAUGUUGGCUUCUCAAACACAGUUGAUGGGAUAAAAUACCUAAUAUGUGCAGAUUGUGAAAUAGGACCAGUAGGAUUCCAUGAUACUAGUGAUAAAAAAGCAUUUUAUAUAGCUCAUAAUAGGAUAAAGUAUGAUGGGUGAAUUGGACAUCUUUGAUUAGGAAAAAUGUUUGCUUAUCAUAAUUUAAAAGUCAGUUGUUUUGAUAUGGGACCAAUAUUGUUAUAAUGAGUUAUCAAGCUUCUAAUAUUUUAAUUUUAUUUUUUUUCAAAAUGUGCAAUAUAAUAUGAAAUUGUUUUUGGCUUAUGCAUGUAAAAGCUUAGUAUGAUAACAUUUUCAUAUUUGAGAAUUGUGUGGGAUUAAAAUGAUUUUCAUAAUUUUUAACAAUUCAUUUUCUUCUUCUUUUUUUUUCAAAAUAAGUGACUAAGUCAUUACAUAUCCUAUUUUGAAAACAUGUAAUAAAAUAAUAUUAAGUGAGAAAAA
Molecule: messenger RNA, 767 nt
Organism: Ruditapes philippinarum (Manila clam)
Lineage: Eukaryota; Metazoa; Mollusca; Bivalvia; Venerida; Veneridae
Product: guanine nucleotide exchange factor MSS4-like
Exons: 2
Coding region: 51-428 (125 amino acids)
Biological process (GO): post-Golgi vesicle-mediated transport; small GTPase-mediated signal transduction
Cellular component (GO): cytosol; membrane
Molecular function (GO): guanyl-nucleotide exchange factor activity; zinc ion binding
Source: RefSeq, a predicted model, not a curated record